AUGCGAUAUGCGAUGUACGGCGCCGCAGGUCUCACUGGCGGCUUCGCUGUUGCGUCCGUGUUUGCCGUAAUCUUUCAAUGCAAGCCGAUCUCAGCGGCUUGGGACACCACAAUCGGCGGCGCGUCUUGCUACCCCUUCUUCGACUUCUUAAAAGUCAGCACGGCGAUCGACAACUGGGUCAGCUGGGUUCUGUGCUCCAUUGCCGAGUGCACCAUCGCCAUCGUCUGUAUUUCGAUACCGCCGAUCGUCCCUCUCUUCACAAGAUGCGCCCAUCGAAGGAAGAACUUCGACGAUGACCUCGUAAAGCCUCGCAAGAAACGCGGAAGGUCGGCAAGAUAUACCGUGUGGCCCGGCAAGCCCACUCACAACCGUGCCGUAGCUCCCCGAGUCAUCCGGCCGAUGGCCACGCCGUGGAAGGACCAGCCGGUAGAGACGACGACGGUAUCGGAAUUCCACUGGCUCAAGCUCGAGCAGGCCGAACGCGGCCUCAGGGAGAAGAAGGAACGCCACGAACGCCAGAGUCAAGCCCGCCUUCCCGUUGCCCCGCCUGGUCCAUUGCCUUUCAGCAUGCCGGGCUUCAUGCCUCCACCCCCCGUUAAACAAUACCAUCGGCGCCAUGACAUGAGUUUCAACAGCUCUCGCGUUGACAUGUAUGGGCGUACUUUCAAUAGGGGUCCACAGUCGUCCAAGGCAGAUCAAGUUCUAGGAAUCGCCAUGUAA
This is a messenger RNA of Colletotrichum chrysophilum, 720 nucleotides long. RefSeq lists its product as uncharacterized. The coding region runs from base 1 to 720 and encodes 239 amino acids. Lineage: Eukaryota; Fungi; Ascomycota; Sordariomycetes; Glomerellales; Glomerellaceae. The transcript has 2 exons. The record is from RefSeq and is a predicted model, not a curated record.